CGUCGGUCAGCAGCAGGCUACUUGGAAUGGCAGCUCUGCCUUUUGGAAAGAGGUCUCUCACAGUAAGACGAGGUGGUGAGGUAGUACAGAGAGAAACAACGGCGGCAACAGAACCUAGUGGUCUGCAGUCGGGACCACCAGAGACCAGUGGGGAGAGGAAGGGACCCAGAGAAGAGUUCCUUGAGGGUCGCAGGCACGAACAGCCGUACAGGGUGCGCCGUAUGCCGGAGAUGGUUGUGGGAGACGGGGGGAAGAGGGCCCAGCUGGACUACAUGGAGAGACUGCUGGUCUCUACUCCACCUCCGUCUCUCUCCUCCCUCCCCACACCUGCCCAGCUCUGCCGCAAACGCAAGAGCAUCCAAAGCAUUGUGUCUACACACACUUCAUUCUUCAGUGAGUGGGAUUGUAUGUCGUAUUUUUACAGUGAGGGUGUGAGAAUGGAGAGUAAGAGGAGGGUUUCAGUGAGGGACGACUACAGGAGUAAUGUUCACGAACAUCUGGCACACCUGCACCACAAACAGAGACUCUGUGACCUGGACGGUAGUGGAUUACUGGGUGUCUCAGCUCAAGAGGUGCCGUCCUCUCCCCAUCGUCCUGAGCUACCAGUCGAGGAGACCUCUCUAACUCUUCACGGUAGAACACCUCUCAAAGACCACCCGUACACUGUGGAGGGAGGGGGACAGUGGGCGACUGGCAGAGACCAACACUCACUCUUCUCACUGUACGAGGAGGGAGAGCAGGAACAAGAGGAUUCGAGACAGUUUGGAAUGAGUCACAAUAUGCAGCUACACAGUGAGCCAGGGAUUGAGCAAGACCUGAACAGCUGCGCUACCACCGAGCGAGGAGUGAGAGGUAUUGCACUGAGCCGUGAAGGAGGAGAGGAGGAAGAUGGGGAGAAUGCCGGAGGGCGUCGGCCAGGGUUUAGACCGGCUGGUGGAGCUCUGGAGAGAAUGUGGCUGGCCCACUCUCUCUCGUCCUCCCGCUAUAGAGUGGAGGGCAGGAGGGUGAGGAGAGAGGGAGGAAGAGCGUCAGGAUGUGGAGGACUCAAGAUCAACCCAGUUGAGGGGUAUCUUGAAGGUGUUCCGUUCAACAGAGCUGCAGCAGUUGAGUCUCAGUGUGUCCCUUGGGGGGCGUGGCUCGUUGCACGAGUCUCUGUUUGGACAGUGCCUAUAAAAUCACGGUUUUUCUGCGACAGAGCAGACUUUACAGUCGCAGAAAAGCAAGCAAGAAAAGUUAUGAAGUCUCGUUGGAGAUUUUCCUGGAUUCUCGCCACCCUGGCUGCAGCCACUUUCAAUGCAUCAGCCGAAACAGACGGGGCGGACCUAGAAAGCAGAGACAUCAAUCAUGCCAGAGAUAGAAGGGCAGUGUGCAACGACUUUUCUCCUGCCAUAUAUUUCAUGCGCCAAGGAACCUCGUCAGGCUGGGUCAUAUACUUUGAAGGUGGUGGAGGUUGCUCAAACUUUUCAGAUUGCAACCAGCGCUACCUGAACUACCCCGAGCAGAUGAAGGCUCCAGUUUCAACAUCGAGUGUUGUUGGAGAAGACAUCUUAUCAAGCGACCCCACAAAAAAUCCCGUUUUUCACAGCUACACGCAUGUCCUGGUGCCUUACUGCAGUAGUGAUGCAUGGCUCGGCAAUAAAACAACCCAACGAUUUGACGAUGACUUGGGUUUUUCUUUCGACAGCUCAGACCUGGAAAACUCUGACAAUUUCGUGUAUGCAGGCCAGGACAUACUGCGUGCAGUGAUAGAAGACCUCUGUGAGCUGGGGCUGGGAAAUGCCACCGACAUAAUGCUGGUUGGAAGUAGUGCAGGUGGAAUAGGCUUGCUCAGCAGUCUUGACUGGAUCAAUGCUAUGGUGCCAGCCAACACUACUCGAUUGGUCCUAGACUCUAGCUGGUUUGUGAGCUAUGCCGGUCAUCACGUGCUCCAGUUCAACGAGGAAGUUGCAAAGAUUCUCAAUUUCGCACCGCCAGCGUGUCACGAUCUCUCGUUGGGCUAUCCAUGUUGUGUGUCACCUGCCUGCCUAUUUACAAAGGGAUACCUCAAUUCAGUCAACACUCCCAUCCUGGCCAUAUCAAGUGUGUAUGACAUCUACACCCUACAACAGCCACUGAGGGAGUUAGGGCAGAAGGAAGGACAAGAUGACCUGGCUCUUCUCGCACUUUUUAACAGUUACGGAUCGAUAGUUUCUGAAUCCCUGUUGCAGAGCUACCAAACACACCCAUUACUCUCCGUGUAUGCUCCAUCCUGCAGCCAACAUGUCUAUCUGGCUCCUUCCGGUACACUCAGGGGGACGACACAAAACAUUUACCAGGAGUCGCUUUUCAGGCUGACCAACCCUGUGGAGGCUGGAAACUGGGAGAGGGUAGCGGUCAGGACAGACUCUGGGACGUCUCUCACACUCCUGAGGGCCGUGGAACAGUGGGCAAACAACUCGGGCGAGCAAUUCUUUGUCACCGAUGCCUGCAGUGGCCCGGCUUGCGGGACUUGCCCCAGUGACAUCUCAUUCAGUCCAGAAGUACAGCUGUGGAGCACAACGUGGAACUAUCUCGUGUUGGCUCUAGCUGGGCUCAUGACUCUUGUAGCAGUGUUCAUCAAAACCAGCGCCUACCUCUACAUGAAGUACCUCCUCCUCCAACAGAGGCUGUAUUCGAUCGAGGCAAACCGCAACCCGAGGAAUCGGAGCUUUCCCAAGCCGACACACCCGGUCAACAUUUCCUGCACUGAGCUCUCCCACCACAUAGAGUCGGUGAGAGGAUCCGCUGCAAAGACUCCAGAGAGUCACGAGGCAACAGAUGGUCUAGAAGUCUCUUCGCCGGAGCACCACUACACGAACGCCAAGCUUGAGCUACUCGUGCCGUGCUACAGACUACUCUGCUCGCGGUGGUACCAGAAGUGGGCACUGUGGCAGCAGAACCGGACGAAACCGGACGCGACCGUCUGCAGCCAGAGCCAACUCAUUCACUCCACCAUGAUCAGGCCCGACUCUGGCAUCUCAUCCACUGAAGACUCUGUCAUCAAAACAGGGAAGACUCAAACUGAAGAAGUGCCCACGGACGGCAGUGCCACCAAUAGUUCUGACGAGUUUGACACUCGGAGCUUUGGCGCGGAGUCCAGUGACGGGGUGGAGAUCCCCGCGAGAAGACAUAGGAAGACGAUUCUCAACCAGGUGAACCUGUACAUCAACCCCGGGGAGCUGGUGGCCAUCAUGGGCCCCUCGGGCUCGGGGAAGACCACUCUUCUCGACGUCCUCCUCAACAAACGGACAACUGGAGUCACAGACGGGGAGAUCCUGAUCAACGGAGUCCCGAUGUCAAAGAUGAGGCGGUGGUUUGUGGGUAACACUGGCUACGUGCGGCAACUGGCCACCUACUACUACAACGAACUGACUGUGAGAGAAAACCUCCUGUUCUCAAUGAACAUGCAGGCCAUGAGGGGAAUGACUCUGCGCCAGAAACUGGAAAGAGUCGAACAAGUCAUCAGAGAAAUGGGGCUGCAGGAGCAAGCCGACGUGACGGUUGGAGACAGUCUCAAUGGCGGUCUCAGUGGUGGUCAGGUUAGUCACGCUGCUUGAUCUAGAAAAUGAAAUACCCCUCCAUACAAUUUGCCCCCACACAUCCACAUACUACACUCUAAGAAAUAAUAUGGUACUUGCAUAUCAUUUGGGCAUCAGGAACUAAGGCAUUUUGCCUGUCUGUAAUCCGUGACCCCCCUACACUUUUAGCUGGAAGAUGAGCCGCUCCCUGUCGUUAUGAGCUUUAAUGUCGCUCGAAGGAGCGUGACAGAGAGAGGUAGGCAGCUUUUAGCAGGUCAAGGG
This is a messenger RNA of Geodia barretti, 3818 nucleotides long. NCBI's taxonomy places the organism in Eukaryota, Metazoa, Porifera, Demospongiae, Tetractinellida, Geodiidae. The record is from the annotation of a GenBank genome assembly.